UGGGACCCAUAUAACGGCUUUUUCUGAAGGAUCCGACGCGAGAGCCAGACCGCCUUUUCGCGCGGCCGACGGCCAACCAUUUUACUUUUCCAUUACAUUUUAGCCAAUAAUCAGACCAACCCAUAAAUUUUCUUCAACUUUUAUCAGCGGAGGAGUCGUGGGUUUCUUCGCUUUCAAAGGUUAGUAACUACAGUAAACAAAAGAGACACGCCUAUACUAGACAUACGCUUUCGGUUUUGGAAGAUAUUAAAGAUGGGUUUUGAGGUUUGUUGAUGGUUAAGGAAGGUAGCUUUUUUCACCAACCUCCUAGAGAUACUUUUGUUGUGAAUAGAGGUCCUUGGUUAAUCUGCAGUAAAGUGCUGUUUAUAGAUAUUACAUAAGAUGACUAUGUAUCAGCUAGAUCCUGAUGUUGUAAGGUGGGGUCUUCACCUUAUAGAUGUUUGCUCUCUUUCAAAUGAUGGUUCUCCAGAAACUGUUACUUGUUAUGAGAAGGAUUUGUCCCAGACCAAGCUUGUCAAGGAAGGUUUCUGUAACCCAACACACUCUUUUGCGGAGAAUGAUGAAGUUAUUGCUCACGCUCUUCAGGAAGAAUUAUCAAGGGUUGCAGCUGCAGAUGCAUCAGGAUUUACAUCUGCCGGACAACUUCAGGGAGAGCUUCGUAUUGCUCAGGAUUGGUUUGGUCCUUCAGGAAGGGACUUGAAUUCUGGGUUUCACAGUAAUGAAGAAGAGGUGGGUGAGAAGGAAGAAGUUUCAUCUCACCUCAAGGAAUUAUCACUUGAGGGUGAGUACGAGUAUGUUUUACCAGAGAUAGAAGAUGAAUCAGUUCUUGAUGGUGAAUUAGGCAAAAGGCUGAAUCAGAUGGUUUCGGUUCCACAUGUUCCUAAAAUUAACGGAGAAAUACCAUCUGCAGAUGAAGCCACAUCAGAUCAUCAAAGGCUCCUGAACAGAUUGCAGUUAUAUGAGCUAGCUGAACUCAAAAUUCUGGGAGAUGGUAAUUGUCAGUUUCGGUCACUGUCAGAUCAAAUAUAUCGGACUCAGGAACAUCACAAAUUUGUAAGAGACCAAGUAGUGAACCAGCUGAAAUCACAUCCUGAGUUGUAUGACAAUUACGUCCCUAUGGCUUAUGGUGACUACUUGAAGCAAAUGAGAAAAAGUGGGGAAUGGGGCGAUCACGUCACAUUGCAGGCUGCUGCAGAUUGUUAUGGCAUCAAGAUCUUUGUCAUUACAUCAUUCAAGGAUACGUGCUAUACAGAGAUUCUUCCACAAAUUCAGAAGUCAAACAGAAUUAUAUUCUUGAGCUUUUGGGCUGAAGUGCACUAUAAUUCGAUUUAUCCACUAGGAGAGCUGCCUGUGGUGGAAGGCAAGAAAAAGAAGCGGUGGUGGCGGACAUGAAUUUUCAUUGCCGGUUGGAACAAUGUUGCCUCCUCUGGGAAUUUUCGUACUUGGAAUGUAGGUCUGUGUGCUCUUACUCAGUCCUUGUAUAAACAUCAUAGAUGAGAAUUGAGGUUGUCUCUAAUUACAUCUAGUAGGUUCCUUCCUUGUACGUAACAGUUUUCAUGACAUGUGUUUCUGUUGUUACCCCUCUUUUCUUGUGUACAUAUUAUAUAUGCAAUCCGGGAUUAUUAUGUCA
Molecule: messenger RNA, 1630 nt
Organism: Sesamum indicum (sesame)
Lineage: Eukaryota; Viridiplantae; Streptophyta; Magnoliopsida; Lamiales; Pedaliaceae
Product: OVARIAN TUMOR DOMAIN-containing deubiquitinating enzyme 9
Biological process (GO): protein deubiquitination
Molecular function (GO): cysteine-type deubiquitinase activity
Source: RefSeq, a predicted model, not a curated record